AAUAAUUUUUCCAACAAAGGGGUAGCACAGGGUCCUGUCUGAGUAAUGUUUCGUUGCCCUGGGAACAGAUAUCGAUCCUCAUCUCAAGCGCAAGUCCGCCUUUGCAGUCGGCCGAUAACUACACUCGACUCCAGUUCCCUCCACACUGCUUCGUGCCCACUUAUCCCUUUCCUCUCUUUCAACACCCACUUCAGCAAUGUCCGCAGCUCCCGCGCUCAAGAUCUUUUCCUUGGCAGAGAGCAGCCUGGCCUCGCUCCCUGUUCACUUCGCCUUCAAUAACUCAUUUCGCUGUCGUUCAAAAUCCAUCAGUCGCCUAUGCCUCAGCUGCUCUUCUUCUUCUUCCCUUUCAGUUCUACCCCUCUUGCUUUCCCUCAGGAAGGAUAAGAAGCCUUCAGUUGUUCCCCUCGUAGCCCGGACCUCCGGUUGGGUGGGGGAGGAGAGCUCCGAUUGGAACUCUGGGGAAGGGCUUGAGCCUCCUGAUGGGGAGUUUUCUGAGGGAGAUUUUAUGGCUGAGAGUGAUAACACAGUGGAUGAAGGUUUUGGGGCAGAUGACGGGGAGGAUUCUUAUCCCGAGCUGCUUGAGGAGGCCAAGCUCUUUGUUGGCAAUCUCCCUUACGAUGUGGACAGCGAGAGGCUUGCUCAAUUGUUCGAGGGAGCUGGGAUAGUAGAAGUCGCGGAG
Phalaenopsis equestris is the source of this 679-nucleotide messenger RNA. RefSeq names its product RNA-binding protein CP31B, chloroplastic-like. Lineage: Eukaryota; Viridiplantae; Streptophyta; Magnoliopsida; Asparagales; Orchidaceae. The transcript has a single exon. Gene Ontology annotation, molecular function: mRNA binding. The record is from RefSeq and is a predicted model, not a curated record. The annotation marks the transcript as partial. Gene Ontology annotation, cellular component: cytosol.